This is a messenger RNA of Aspergillus terreus NIH2624, 2781 nucleotides long. RefSeq names its product putative Ras guanyl-nucleotide exchange factor RasGEF. The record is from RefSeq and is a predicted model, not a curated record. The transcript is spliced from 7 exons. Gene Ontology annotation, cellular component: plasma membrane. Gene Ontology annotation, biological process: positive regulation of GTPase activity; Ras protein signal transduction. Bases 1 to 2781 code for a protein of 926 amino acids. NCBI's taxonomy places the organism in Eukaryota, Fungi, Ascomycota, Eurotiomycetes, Eurotiales, Aspergillaceae. Gene Ontology annotation, molecular function: GTP binding; guanyl-nucleotide exchange factor activity; GTPase activity.
AUGACCUCCCAAGCUCCCGGACGAGAAAGGGCCUUCAGCGAUAAGGCCCAGGCGGCCAUGGCCCCGCAACGGCCUGGUCUGCAGGGAAGAACUUUCUCCGCCCCCGUGGGAGGUCUCUAUCGACUGGACUCUACGAGAAUGGCAACCGAGGGCGGAGUGAAGCCCGCACGACCUGUGAUUGAAGAAGAGGAAACCCCGACGUCCCCGGGAGGGAACGGGGUGUCCACCCGGGCCGAUGAGGUCUCGUCGAAGCCUCCCCUCCCCCAUGUCACCAUUGCGGUGAUCGGCCACGAAACGGCCGGCAAAACGACCUUCAUUCGAAGUGCUUUGGAUAUGAAGCAUUCCCCAUCCUCCCGAUCGACGACGAAAAAAAUGGCCCUGGACGGCAGUGUCUACAUUGUGCGGUUGUUGGAGAUCGAGGCGCGGGACAUUUCCGUCGCGAGCGACGGCACCGUGGAAUGGCCGCGAUUUGGCCAUGAGUCGCCUCCCACCGUCGAUGGAGCGUUGGUGAUCCACGAUGUCACUCAGCCUGCAAGUCUCUCGGAGCUCACGGGACUCUUAGACAGCUUCACCGAAUCGUCAUUUCCCUUCAUCUUGGUCGGCAGCAAGUGCGAUGUGCAGAGCGCUGAUGGACCUUGUGAGCCGGCGUUGGGGAACUAUGAGUUCCAUCGCACGUCUCCGGAUUCGCCGCGGUCGCAGAAGCUGUGUAUCGCCAUGGUUCUGCGAUCGGUCAUCGGGCGGAAAUAUGGGUGGAAAGGGUUGGACCACAUAAAUUCCGUUGCUGCUGCUGCAUCCCGCUGGGGCCUAGUGGAUUCUUCGCACGGUUUUGCUUCGCCUCGGACUGGUUAUCAUACGCGUACGCUCUCAGAAAACCCCACAGCCUUCCCAGGAGCCGCUGGCGGCCCAAUUACUGGUCCCCUGGAUUCAGGAGUCGAUGGGAACGGGGUCGACCGUUCUCCCACCGACCAGCCCUCCGCGCCAAUCCUGGCGUCGACUUCCCAGGGGUCACGAUAUGCCCGGAGCAAUUCGCAUCCGGUGCGACCGCAUACUCCCCCUACUGGGACCCGGCUGAACCCGCGACGGCCGUCGGCAGGGACCAACGAGUCCUCGCCGAGCAAAGAUCAUAACCGACAGCAUCGACUGCAUACCGCCUGGAGGAAUAGCGGCGGAUCGGACGCCUUCAACAGUUUUCUGGAUAUGGACGACGAAAUGGAUGGGGCCCGCAGCGCGCCGUCGAGCCCGGAGAGCAAGGACAAGGCGCCCAGCGAGGAGUCGUCGAACGAGACGGGCUUCACGUUUGACGAGCUGGUGGAUCGGCUGGUCGCGGAGCCGAUGUCGAAACAGGACGCGAAGUUCGCCUCGAUCUUCCUCUGUCUGUACCGCAAAUUCGCCGCGCCGGCGACGCUGCUGAAUGCGCUGAUCAACCGCUUCGAACGGAACGAGCGCGACACGACUGACCAGCUGACGCGCAUCGCCGACCAACUGCGCUUGCUGAACGUGCUGGCUCAAUGGGUGUCGGAAUACCCCGGCGACCUCGCGUACCCCAAGACGCGGAAGCGGAUCAUGGACUUUGUGUCCACGCUGGAGCAGAGCCCCUUCUACAUGUUCGCCGCCAAGGAAGUGGGGUCCUUCCUGGAGGCCCAUGCCGAGGAUGACGAUGUGGGAUGGGCGUUCCGCGACGGCGACGUGGACGCGUUUGAUGGACAGGAGACGUUUUUCGACACGUCCGGUCGGAGCUCGCCCUCUCUGUUUUUGGGGGUGUCGAACGGCGACGACGCCGGCGACGAGGAAGAGGAAGACCCGAUCUAUAACAUGAACACGCUGGACCUCAGCGAAGGGCUGGCCGAAGCGACCGCGAGACAUGGGCCGUCGCUGGGGCCCGACCGGCCGGGCACGGUGCUGAACCAGUCCUUCACGUGCCUCAGUCUGGAGGCGGCGCAGCGCGAGGCGCAGAUGUUGGAGCUCACGCCGCGCGGGCCACUGUCGAAGUUGCAGUGGCGGCAGUUCAUGGAGAUGCCAGACGAGGACUUUGCGCGCGAGCUGACGCGCAUCGACUGGAUCAUGUUCAACUCGUUCCGGCCGCGGGAUCUGGUGCGGCACGUCAGCAUCUCGGGGCCGGACAAGGACAAGAUCGAGAGUCUAAAGCACGUCAACCGCAUGAUCAAGCAGUUCAACCAUCUUGCGUAUUUCGUCGCCAGCGUGAUCCUCUUCCGCGACAAGCCCAAGCAUCGCGCGAAAGCGAUGGAGAAGUUUAUGAACAUCGCACAGAAACUCCGCCGCCUAAACAACUACAACUCCCUCGGGGCGGUAAUCGCCGGCAUCAACGGCACACCAGUCCACCGCCUAUCACAGACCCGCGAACUCGUCCCGAUGCAGACGCAGAAAGACUUCAUGAGGCUGGUCAUCCUCAUGGGCACGCAGAAAAGCCAUUUCGCGUACCGACUGGCGUGGGACAACUCGUUCUCCGAACGCAUCCCGUUCCUGCCGCUGCACCGGCGCGACCUCGUGUCGGCCGAGGAGGGCAACAAGACGUUUGUGGGCGACUCGCGCGCCCGCAUCAACUGGCGCAAGUUCGAGGUCAUGGGCGAGGUCGUGCUGGGCAUCCAGCACAGCCAGAAGACGCCGUACCCGCAGAUGCACCGGUACGAGGACGCGGCGCGGUUGGUGCUUGACAUGAAGUUGUCUGGGGAUGAUGAGGAUCUGUAUGCCCGCAGUAUGCAGGUGGAACCCUCGACGGGCGCGGACUCCAGCCGCAAGAAGUUUGGCUGGCUCCGCUCGUAA